AUUUAAGUUUAUUAAAAAUUGAAAUUUAGUUCACAAAAACAUUCAUUGUAGAACAAAAUGGCUGAUUCACUACAGGGAUUGAGAUCCUUUUUAAAGAAGUAUGCCAAAGUCAUAGAGAGUAGGAUGCAAAAUACAGAUGUUGCAGAUGAGGAAUUCCAGAGGAUAAAGCAGCAAGCUAUGGAAGAUAAAAAAACUGUCUUUGCUAUUGAAGGCUCUAAAGAGACUAACCGUAAGAAAAACCGAUACAAAGAUAUUUUACCUUAUGACCAUACACGUGUUAUUUUACCAAAAAACAAAUUUGUUGAUGGAUCAGACUAUAUAAAUGCAAACAACAUCAUGGAUGCAAAUUCAAAAGUUUGUUACAUAGCAUCUCAAGGUCCGAUGCCAAACACAGUUGAUGACUUCUGGAGAAUGAUUUGGCACAAUGAAGUUAAGCUUAUAAUCAUGGCUUGCAAGGAGGUUGAAUUAGGAAAGCCUAGAUGUCAAAGGUACUGGCCAUAUGGUGAUGAUGUGGUGCAGUUUGAAGACAUUACAGUGUCAAUGGAUUCUGAAAAAACGUUUGCCCAAAAUAUGAGGAUGAGAAAGAUGAAAGUAUCAAAAGGAAACAAAGAGCGUUUAGUGACCCAACUGCAUUACAUGGAUUGGCCGGAUCAUGGUGCACCGGAAACUUCUGAAACCAUCCUUCAUUUGAUUACAAUAGCACGGGAAAUAAACCCUGAAGAUGACCCACCCAUACUUAUACACUGCAGUGCUGGUUGCGGUAGAACAGGUGCAAUCAUUGCAAUUGAUACUGCAAGAAAAUUAAUUCAAAAAAGGGCAAAGACUAUAAAUGUUUAUGAUAUUGUUUCUUGGCUACGAAAACAAAGACCGUCCAUGGUACAAACAAAGGACCAAUACGAGUUUAUAUAUGAAGUUAUUCGUGAAAUGGUUACCUCUGAAUUAAUAAAAUACGAUCCAAAUUUUGAAGAUGACAGUAAUCCAACUUAUGUAAACAUUGGAUUUUUGCCAAUGGGAACAAAUUACUCCAAUAACGAAGUGUUUGAGGAACCUAAAAGUGCAGAAAAACAUACCAGUCCUUUUAAACAAGAAGAUAAAGAAAACAAUUCAAACUGCGCAAAAAGACAAAUACUUUUACCCACAGAACAUGGGGACACAACCAAUAAAAGUUUUCGUCGCAAUCGAAGUCUGUAUAGUAAAAAUUCUCCAAGAAUGGAGCACAAAAUUCCUGCUUUGCCAAGAAAAGAAUCUGACAGCAAAUCUGGAACACGACCUAAAGGGAUGUUAAUAGAUUUUAAUGAGCCACCUAAAUUUCCUGCAGCUGUACAAAAAGAAACAAUGCAAGAAAGUUUGGGAAAACAACCUAGGAACAACGUGAAGCCUAAACCUUUGUUACCAUCUUAUAAACCAGCUGUAACAAAGCCGUCAAUGGAGAGUUAUGUAAACGUCACGCCUGUAUCUCCUGGAAUGAAACCGAAUGAAGAAUUUAUUGCUGCUCCUAAAGCAACUGCAAUUAACUCUUAUCCCAUGAAACCCAAAACUUGCAACCCCACUGUGCCAAUACGGCCAAAUAUUUUACAAAAUAAAAAUCCGUCGAUACUACCUGCAAACGGCAUGUCAAAUUCACAUGCUUCAAGAGUAAAUAACUUGCACACUGAAAAUGGUAAAAUUAACGUUUCUCAAAAUGCACAAAACAAGACUUCUAAUAAUACUCCUGCUCCUUUGUAUACUCCAGUGGACAAAUCUCAUUUAAGCCACAGUUCCAAAGUUUGUAGUGCGAAAGAUGUAGACUUCAGAAGUCCGGUACCUAAAGGUAAAAUUAUACCCCCAUAUGCAGUGACAGAGAUAGGAACAUAUGGCCAAAAACAAAAGGAACCAGCAGAAGACCAGUCAAAAGGUACUAAGAAUCAAUGGAAACUAUCUAUACAGUCUCAAACUGCUGAAGCACCACUUCCAGAACGCACCCCUGAAUCUUAUAUAAUAGUUGAAGAUGCUACUGAUAGCACAGAGCUAUCACAUGUUGAAUCAGCAAGCGCUCAUCCAGUUUUGAUGCAUCAGCCAGACAUAGCAAGUCAACCAAUCUUAUCACAACAGCGGGCUGUACCCCAACAAGCUAUUAUGUACCCUCAACAAUCACCUACCGAAGACCGACCUGCACCUUCUUCACAAAGAGCAAUAACUUUAUAUAAUGCCAUCAGUAAAAUGAAAAACAUUGCUAAAAAACCAAUGAUGAGGCUACCCAGUGUUGAUGAUAACUAUCCUUCCUAUGAAGCAUCGAAACAGUCUACAGACAUUGUAAAUGAACUUCAAACUAUUGCUUUCCCAAGAAGAAUUAAUCAAAAAGUGAAGGGUGCUCGUCCACAACCUUUUGAAUGGCCAAAAUUUCCAAGUUAAUUUAUGAAAAUACACUAAGCAACAGCAUGCACUGGUACACCUCGCUAAACUUUGCGAAAAAGUUAAAGAUCUGUUUUCCACAAACAAUAUCAUUCCCGUAGCAGAUUGUGGUGGUAAAGCAAGUUAUUGCAAAUACUGUCGUUGUUUUGGGACUGGCAUUCUCGUUCACCAGUUUAAAUUGUAAAGAAUUUCUCGUUAAAAACGAGAAUUCAUUGUUGGUGUUCAACCUAAGCUUCCCUUCAUUGUACUCAACGAGAAUAAUAGAAGUCGCUCACAAUAUAUUAAGUAGGAAGAAAUGUUAAUUUUAUCUCUCAUCAAAACCAAUUAUGUAAUUUUUUUAUGGGAUCUGCAAAACUCUUAGGCAAAUACCCUGCAUAUAUUUCGAAUGACUUGAUAUGUUUUUAUGAAGUUUUUUUGAAUAUUAUUGCAGUUUUUGUUGUUACUUGAAGUGUUUUUUAAAGUGAAAAGAAUUGGCAUGACACUAUUGUUGUCUUUGUUGUUGUUGUUGUUGUUGUUGUUGUUGUUGUUGUUGUUGUUGUUGUUGUUGUUGCGGUCGUUGUUGUUGUUGUCCUUGUUGAUAUUAUUAUUAUUCAUACUGUUUUCUUUGCUUUUUUCAUUGUUGUUUUAAAAAAGUAGUUUUUGUUUUAAUUUCGUUUUGUAUAAUUAUAAAACCUAUUUUUUAUAUUUAUUAUCAAUUAAAUCUUAUGUAAACUAGGUUGGAAAAAAUAAUGAAUUAUGAUAUGCAAUGUAAAGGUUGACAAUUAUUUAUUGCGGUUCAAAUUCAUUGGAUAAUCUGGCUCUACUGCUUUAUCCUAGAUUUGGUACUUUUCUUUAAAUAAUUUGAAGCAAAAACCUGUCAAUAAAGUAUGUUUAGGUGCAGUGUUUUAGAAUCAACCUAUACAGAUGGCACAAGCACUUAACGGAUGUAGACCAUUUUUGAUGUUGUACUGAGAGUCCAAAAGUCAAAAAUUACAAAAUGAGAAAAUCUGUUCUUUGUUUGUUUACAUUUUCAUGUUACUAUUUUUAUGAUGGCUUUCCAAACGGGUUAAUAUAGCGUAUUGCAAAAUCCUGUUAAAAUAAGCCAUAAACCAAUCAAAUCAUCAGAUUUUUUUCAUACUAACCAUUUUGUAUUAAUGAAUAACAAAUAGAAUUAUAUUAAAAAGACUACGAUUACUUCAAGCGAAUUUCAAUUAUUAUUUUUUUGUAAAUUUUAUAUUUCUUUAUUAUGUAUGUAUAUAUAUAGUUUUUAAAGUAUUUUUUUUUUAAUUGUUGUUAAGAGAUGUACGCUUUAAGUAGUAAAAUGUAUGUCAAUAUAUUCA
Molecule: messenger RNA, 3710 nt
Organism: Hydractinia symbiolongicarpus
Lineage: Eukaryota; Metazoa; Cnidaria; Hydrozoa; Anthoathecata; Hydractiniidae
Product: tyrosine-protein phosphatase non-receptor type 12-like
Exons: 18
Coding region: 58-2391 (777 amino acids)
Biological process (GO): peptidyl-tyrosine dephosphorylation
Cellular component (GO): nucleus; cytoplasm
Molecular function (GO): non-membrane spanning protein tyrosine phosphatase activity
Source: RefSeq, a predicted model, not a curated record